Messenger RNA from Funneliformis mosseae, 756 nucleotides. Lineage: Eukaryota; Fungi; Glomeromycota; Glomeromycetes; Glomerales; Glomeraceae. The record is from the annotation of a GenBank genome assembly.
AUGUCUUUUCGCCAAGUUGACGCUAAUGGUUUUCAAAGUUCUCAAAGCUAUAAAAAUAACCAAAACUUACAAAAAUACAGACCUUUAGUUCCAAAGUUACCAUAUACUCAAAUGUCAGGUAUUCAAGUAUUAAAACUAAGUACUCUGAUGGUAGCUGCUGAUAUAAACACUCGAGUAAUAGAAAGGUCAAACAUUAUCAUUGAUAUUACUAUAAGGGAAAGACCAAAUGAUUAUGAUUCAUUGCAUGAAACUAAUAUUCUUCAGUCUAAGAAAAAUACUGGUUUUUUUUUACAUGAUGUUAACUCUGAACUUGAUCCCGAUAUCAAGAUGAAGAAAUUAAGACAAGAAAAGAAGAAGCAAAAAAUUUCUGAUGAUCAACCUCAAACUAUUGAUAGAUGGAGUAAUGACGAAACAUAUAAACUAUUGAUUUAUCUGAAAGAUAAUUUCAAUAAAUAUCAGAAGGGAAAAAAAUCUGAGUUUUAUGCUUUAGUUUUCAGAGAUAUUAUUAAAUCAAAAACUGCAGAAAGUAUUAAAAGGCGAUUGAAUAGACUCUUAGAAAAGUAUAGCAAAGUGAAGCAAGAAAAUAAUCAAAGUGGAUCAGGACGAGUUAACUGGAAAUGGAUGGAUAUUAUGGAUAAAAUUUUCAGAUGUCGCAAAAAUGUUUCACCUUCAUAUCUUUCAAAUGAAAAAUUAGAUUAUAUCAGUGAUAAAAUAGAUAAUAAUCAAAAUAUGAAGGGUGAGAAAGAUAAUAGAAAG